AUGAAAAAUUUCGGCAAUUUUAAAUUCUUCGAAGAAUAGAAAGCUAAACUCCCUCUCUACCUUUAUACCUAAAUAUUCAAGAACCUCGAUUACCAGUAUGUCUAAUAAUACGAUACAGUUUUUAAUUAUGGUGAUAUGGGAUCCACAUUUUAUAUCAUUCUUAAGGGAUAAGUCAAUGUACUAUUACCAAAACCGCACGUCUAGGAUGAUCUCAAAUAUGGUAGGGUUACAAUAUAGGAAUUGCAGUAAAGAAUAGAAAAUGAGAAGUCAAAUUAAUUUAGUGACUUUGAUGAGUUUUUGCAGGUAGCUUAUCAAGACUUCGUCAAAGUGAGAAAUCUUACUGCUGGUGAUACUUUUGGAGAUUAUGCCUUAAUAACAAAAUCCAAAAGAACUGCCACAAUUCUCUGUUACACAGAUUGUCAUUUUAUGAUAUUACAUAAAAAUGCUUUUGAUCGUAUUUUGUAUGAACACCAUAAUUCUAUUCUAAAGUAAUAAUUAGCUUUUUUUGAAAAUAUCUCAUAUUUGCAUGGGAUUCCAGAUUAGCACUUAACAUAGUUGAUGCAUUAGAUGAUUGAGUUCACACCUCAAUUGAAUAGUACAAUAUACAAAGAGAAUGAAGAAUCACACUCAGUAUAUUUUAUAAUAAGUGGGGAAGUGGAGUUAUCGUAUCAAUUGAAUAGCUGGUAAAGGAUAGUGAUUUCUUUGAUGACAAAGGGAGCUAUUUUCGGAGAGGAAGAAGUACUAAAAGGAAUUCGGAGAACCUAGAAAGCUAUUUGUAAAAGCAAUGAGACUGUGCUUAGAACAUUGAGUGCAUAGUAGUUUAUGUCAACCUUGGAGAUUCAUAAUUUGAAAUUGGCAUGUUCAGAGCAAUCUGAUCAGAAAGCCUAGAGAUAAUCGAAAUAGAUUUUGUUGAGGAGAAAAGCCACAGAAUCUCUUUUACUUUGUUGUCCAGUGGCAAAGAAGAGAGACAACAAUUUAGAUUCUGAAAUAACUCGAUUUCAUUCAACCAGAUAAAUUUCCCUUAGUCAUCGUUUCUAAUUAAAUCCUCCAAUCACACAUUCUAAUUGUCUUAUUCCAAUUUAGAUUCCGCACUACAUUAAGUUGAUGCCCUAAAAUCAGAAGCCUCCUCCUCUAUAGUCGAGACUAGGAACGAAUUUCAAUCGUCUAAGGAAUAUUUUGAAAACUGAAAGAAGUGAAGGGAAUAUAUAAUAGGGAUCAUCAUAUUUUUCUCAGUGUUCUUCUCAUCAACAAUAAUUAUCUCCUAAACAAUUUAUUAACAUCCAUGUGGAGAGAUUGCGUAAAUCCAGAUACAAAUGA
This is a messenger RNA of Paramecium tetraurelia, 1317 nucleotides long. RefSeq lists its product as uncharacterized. The record is from RefSeq and is a predicted model, not a curated record. The transcript has 2 exons. Lineage: Eukaryota; Ciliophora; Oligohymenophorea; Peniculida; Parameciidae.